Molecule: messenger RNA, 1899 nt
Organism: Triticum dicoccoides
Lineage: Eukaryota; Viridiplantae; Streptophyta; Magnoliopsida; Poales; Poaceae
Product: translation initiation factor IF-2-like
Exons: 10
Coding region: 56-1711 (551 amino acids)
Source: RefSeq, a predicted model, not a curated record
CCCCCUCCACAGGGAAACUCUCCAAUCCCUAGCACUUCCCUCCUCCGCCGCCUUCAUGCCGUCCGGACGCCGCCGCCGCCGCCGCGACGGGCGAGCACAGAGCUCUGCGCCUUCCCCGCCGACCCCCCCGCCACCUUCCAUGCCACAGCUCCCCUCCCCUCCUCCUCCGCCGCCGCCUUCCAGGCCACAGCUCACCUCCCCUCCUCCGCCCCCGUCUCCCAUGCCACAGCUCACCUCUCCUCCCCCUCCUCCACCGCCGCCUUCCAGGCCACAGCUCACCUCCUGUCCUCCCCCGCCGCCGUCUCCCGUGCUACAGCGCACCUCCUCCCAUGGAAAUCUCCAAGCAACUUCCGCGGCCGACCUGAUCGCCAAGCAACUCCCCGAGGACCGCCGAGAAAUCUCUGCCUCCCAAGAUAGGCAUGGGGCUCUCCUGACUUCCGAUGACGGGCAGAUACGGCCCGUCGCUGAUGUCCUCAGGGAAUCUGAAUCCAAACGCAGAGCAGCUGUUGCUCUCGACAAGGCACUUCCGCCGCCGCCUCACGCCCCCCCCUCCAGCGGCGACGCUCUCCCUCCACGGCUGCACAUGUUAACAUGGCGCGAGGAGAGGGAAAGAGAGACAACACUGUUGGAGACUUCCUCUUCCUCUAUGCAACAAGCUACAAGGCAUGAGGAAAGGGAAAGAGGGACAACAUUGGAGGAGACUUCCUCUUCCUCUAUGCCACAAACUACAAGGCGCGAGGAGAGGGAAAGAGAGACACCACUGUUGGAGACUUUCUCUUCCUCUAUGCCACAAGCUACAAGGCAUGAGGAGAGGGAAAGAGGGACAACACUGGAGGAGACUUCCUCUUCCUCUAUGCCACAAACUACAAGGUUUAAGGUGCCAGAUCUCUUGUCAUUGAAGCAUGAUAUAAAUCUUUUGGCCGAUUCAUGUAUUUCGACAUUGGUGCCCACUGGUCUUAUGAUAAAAUAUUUUGUGAGAGUUGACAAUGAUGGAUUUUUCCAUACGUAUCCUGACCGUGGUGGACCGAUUGAGAGCAUACAGGAAGUUCAGGAAGCCAUUGACUCCCACCAUGCUGUUCAGCGAAAAAACAUAUGCAUGGAUGGACUUACCGACGAGGAGAGGGCUAUCCGAUAUGCUCUUUACUGGUAUCAUGAUGGCACACGGAAGCACUCCAUAGAAGCUUUUGUUUCCUGUACGACCGAUCUCCCUACAGAGGAAUUGGUUAAGGCUGUACUCGACAAAUACAAUGAGGACAAUGGUCUCGUCGGGGAUCUCGCAUGUGAACUAGAAGAUAUUGUGAGCCACAAUUCAUGUUUUGACGGGAAAGAUUGCUAUAGAUCUUACGAUCAUUUCAAUCUCACCAUGAAGACUAAAGGAGCUGCCAGCAACGAUCUGUACUUUGCUGAAGUCACAUGUAUGGACGGCGAUUAUGAAGCGUAUGUGCUCACCUGUAUCUGCGUGGUCAAACCUGAUGAUAAUGGUGAAUGCCAUGUCUGUGGAGCUGACAUGAAGCACCCUGCUCAUGAUGGAUACAACCGUGGCCGCACCCAGAAGUCAUAUGGACAUGGUAGACGUCGUGCACGUGGAGUUCCUUUAUUUGAGAAGUUAUUUGACGUGCGUGAUGAAGUUUGGCUGAAAGAAGAGGAGGAUAGGGUGAGACGUAUGAUCAAGGAAGGAAAGGAGGAAAGGCGCAAGUUUCAUACCGGCUAGACGAUGGAGGACAAUGAGUUGAAAAUGUGUAAAACACCACAACUAGAUGAGAGCGAGAUGAAACUUUAUUGAAUAGCCUCCAUCUUCAUAACACCACCACUUGGUGGCGUGUUGUUAUGCUGGUUACCUUGGAACCUAUAAGGAUUUAAUUAAUCUCCAUUGUUUACCAUUCAUAAAAAUUACAUCCA